This is a messenger RNA of Caenorhabditis remanei, 405 nucleotides long. RefSeq lists its product as uncharacterized. The transcript has 4 exons. NCBI's taxonomy places the organism in Eukaryota, Metazoa, Nematoda, Chromadorea, Rhabditida, Rhabditidae. The record is from RefSeq and is a predicted model, not a curated record. The coding region runs from base 1 to 405 and encodes 134 amino acids.
AUGAUGAAGGUUCUUGAGAACUCGAGUAAACACAACACACCGAAGAAACAGAAAACGUUUCAACACUACCUCCCAGCCGGUGAUCGGUGCUACAGCUGUAUACACUGUCGGGCCAACUUGGCAGCCCAUUCGGAACUGAUCUCGAAGAGUUUUCAGGGCAGUCAAGGGAAGGCGUACUUGUUCAACGCAGUUGUGAACAUUGGAUGCGGGCCAGCCGAGGAGCGUGUCCUUUUGACCGGUCUUCAUGCGGUCGCCGAUAUUUAUUGUGAGAUCUGCAAGACGACGUUGGGAUGGAAAUAUGAACACGCCUUCGAAUCGAGUCAAAAGUACAAAGAGGGAAAGUUUAUAAUCGAGCUGGCACACAUGGUGAAAGACAACGGAUGGGAUGAGCAACACGACUCAUAA